Molecule: messenger RNA, 2415 nt
Organism: Caenorhabditis briggsae
Lineage: Eukaryota; Metazoa; Nematoda; Chromadorea; Rhabditida; Rhabditidae
Exons: 3
Coding region: 1-2415 (804 amino acids)
Source: RefSeq, a predicted model, not a curated record
AUGUCUGAAAGUCUCCAUCGCCUUAUGGAACUUGCGCAGGCUGAAACUGAUAGGAUGAAAAUCGGAGAGCUCGAGGAUCAGCUCGUGACAUGUCAAGUUGAAAAAAGGGAUCUUCAAUCGAAGUUCGAAAAAGAGCAAGAAGAGAAUAAGGCACUUCAUUUGACUUUGGCCCUUCGUACUGAUUGUGAGCAUGAGUUGGAACGCGUUCGCAGUGAGACCCAUCCCGGUGUUGAAGAGCUCGAAGUGAAACUGGCGGCUGCGGAGGCUGAGAUUUUGUUGAUGGAAUCAACUAACAAGGAACUGUUGGCUUCAUUGAACACCACUCGAGGACAGCUUGGAAAAAUGCUUCGUGAGAGAAACGAGAAGAUCAAAGAGGUCGAGCAACUGGAAGAGGCUUUGGAAAAGAUGGAAAAUCGCCAGAAGAGAAGCUGGAGUGACGAUUUGCACUGUGAUUUUGAGCUCAACACGUAUUCGACGAAUAUGAAACUGAUGCUUGAAGAACUCAAUGAUCAGACUUCCAAAUGGGAAAAGGAGAAGGUCAUGUUGAAAAAGCAUUACGAGGAGACUGAGAAGAAACUCACAAAAGAGAAUGCAAAGCUGAAGGCUCAGAAGGAAGAUAUCGUGAAUCAUUCGAGAAACUCUGAGAAGAUGUAUCAAGAAAGAUUGGACCAAGUUUUUGUUGAAUUGGCGAUGCUUCAAGAUGGAAAGAAAUCAGCAGGAAGCAAAGAAGACCUCCGCACACAGAGUAAUCAGGAAGUGAACCGAAAACUCCAAACAGCCUUAGAAGCCAUCGAUGAGAUGGAGGAUGAAAAUGUGACGCUUCGCGAGAAAUUGGAUGAGGCAACUGCGAGAAUUUCUCACUUGGAUGCAGAAAUAAGCGUCCUAAGACCAAAGCUUGCAGGGAGAGAGACUCUAUUGGAAGAUGCUCGAAAAAACGCUGAGCAUAUGGCCCUCUUGGUCAAAGAUGUGAUAGCACUUCAAGAUGAGCGUAGCACUCUGAAACAUGAGCUUUCUGAGAUAAUGGAGAAGCAAACCCAACAAACCAUCACAUUCUCGAAUGAAAAAGCCAAAUUUUGUCAUGACAUGGAGCGAAUGGAAGAGCAUUGGAGCAACGAAGUAGGCAAACUUAAGGAGCAGAAUGAGGUUAUGGAAAGAAUGCUAUUUGCUGCCACGAAAGAUUCGAUGGAUAAGAAGGAACUGUUUGAAGAGGAAAUCAAGGAGCAUAACCAGAAAAUCGAGGAACUCGAAUGCCUACUGAAGGUUCAAGCAACGAUGUCCGACAGAAAAAGUGAACAAUUUAAAGGCGAAAUCGCCGAGCUGAAAGAUCAACUCGAGCAGGCCAAGACUGUUCAGGAAACUGCUGUGAGACAAUGGGAUGAUGAGUGUGCCGAUUUGGAAGAUGAAAUUAACACUCUUCUGGAGAAAAGAAGUACGGAAACGAAGAAAAUGAGAACGAUGACAAGAAAGAACGUUUGGCUAAUCAAAUCUAUCAGAAAACUCGCCGAACAAAGACGAGCUGAAAUCGAUUCAAAGCAAGUUGAGAUCCAGAAAUUGACAAAGCUUUGUGAACUACAAAGAUUGGAGAACAACGAAUGCCUCAGCAAUUUGAAGGAAGAAAUGAAUGCGUGGAAGGAAGAUAGUGCAGUCAGGCAGGAGUUGGAAGUUGAGGUUGCGGACCUUAAGAAUCAUAAUACCGCAUUAGAGAACAGAGUAGUGAGAAUGCUUGCCCGUUCCAAAAGCGAACGAGAAGAUUAUUUGAGGAAUAUGGAAAUACUCAGAUCGGAUUCUGACUUUGAUCUCAGCCGGGCUGAAGCAAAUUUAAAUACCGCCAAGAAGGAAAAAGAAGAACUUUCCAUGCAGAUUCAAACCCUGAAAGAAGUUAUUGAAGAGAAGGAACGUACUUUGGCAGUACAGAAGGUUGAAUCAAGCAAAUUGCUGGAAGCCACUCUCAAAUCGCUGACCACCGAGAUGGAUAAUAUUCGUACGGUGAUGAACAUGGAGAAGGAUCGAAUUUUGGAUGAGAAAGCUUUGCUUACUAAUCAUUUGGCGGCAAAGAAUGAGAUUAUUCAGACUCACGAAAUCGAUAGAAAAACAUUAAUUGAAGCCAUCGCGAAGAUCUCGCAGAUGGAAAAGGAGGCCCAGUCGUCGUACGAACAGCAUGAGUACGAAUGUUCUAUGUGGCGCGCGGAAGUCCGUCAGUUGAAAACGGACAAUAAGAUGCUAAAGGAAAAUAUGGGAGUGGAGGUGCUGGAGGAUCAAUCUUCGGACGAUUCGAGCUGCUCGGAUGACUCGGAUUGCUCUGAUGAAUCUGAUUCGGAGGAGGAUGGCUAUGAUAUGCCUAAACCAGAAGAGGUUGAGAAGAAAGUUUCGAAUGAAUGGGAAAUGGUCCAUGAAGAUGAAGAUGAAUGUAAAUAA